CGCAGGCGCCCUCCUCUCGCCGGGGGCUGCGAGUUGCAUUUGGUAAAACCCAGCCCCGGAAUAUAUAGAUCAUUGGAGCGCAAUGAAGUAGGCUUCGGAGAGAAGGGAGGGGGCCGGUUCGACAGCCACAUCGGCCAGCGCAGCGGCAGCACCACCAUCACCGCUCGCACCCCAGCCGCCUGGCCCGCGAGGAGGCAGCAGCGGCGGCCGCCGGCGGGCGCUGAGGCGGCGGCGGAGAGGCGAGGAGGACCAGCCGGAGGAUCCGGAGCGCGCAGCCGGCGGGUCCACGCAUCUUGGCACUUCCAGAGCAACUCCGGCGUCUUCCACACCCUCGCCCGGGGCUAGGAGCUCUGAGACCGGCCGCAAAGCUAGCCCGAUCCUUCUCCCGAGCCCUCCCAACCCUGCCCUGCGCCUCCCGGGUCGGCUCCACGCAGCGAGGUCCCGGCUCCUGCGCCCCGGGCGCGCCUCCCGGACACCCCGGUACCCGUAGGCAGGACAAAGCCAUGAAGCCGGCGCUUCUGGAAGUGAUGAGGAUGAACAGAAUUUGCCGGAUGGUGCUGGCCACUUGCUUGGGAUCCUUUAUCCUGGUCAUCUUCUAUUUCCAAAGUAUGUUGCACCCAGUCAUGCGGAGGAACCCCUUCGGCGUGGACAUCUGUUGCCGGAAGGGGUCUCGAAGCCCCCUGCAGGAACUCUACAACCCGACCCAGCUGGAGCUCUCCAACACCGCGGUCUUGCACCAGAUGAGGCGGGACCAGGUCACAGACACGUGCCGGGCCAACAGCGCCAUGAGCCGCAAGCGGCGUGUGCUGACGCCCAACGACCUGAAGCACCUGGUGGUGGACGAGGACCACGAGCUCAUCUACUGCUACGUGCCCAAGGUGGCCUGCACCAACUGGAAGCGGCUCAUGAUGGUCCUCACCGGGCGGGGGAAGUACAGCGACCCCAUGGAGAUCCCGGCCAACGAGGCGCACGUCUCCGCCAACCUGAAGACCCUGAACCAGUACAGCAUCCCAGAGAUCAACCACCGCUUGAAAAGCUACAUGAAGUUCCUGUUCGUCCGCGAGCCCUUCGAGAGGCUGGUGUCGGCCUACCGCAACAAGUUCACCCAGAAGUACAACACGUCCUUCCACAAGCGCUACGGCACCAAGAUCAUCAAGCGCCAGCGGAAGAACGCUACCCAGGAGGCCCUGCGCAAAGGCGAUGACGUCAAGUUCGAGGAGUUCGUGGCCUAUCUCAUCGACCCGCACACGCAGCGCGAGGAGCCCUUCAACGAACACUGGCAGACCGUCUACUCCCUGUGCCACCCGUGCCACAUCCACUAUGACCUCGUGGGCAAGUACGAGACGCUGGAGGAGGACUCUAAUUACGUCCUGCAGCUGGCGGGAGUGGGCAGCUACCUGAAGUUCCCCACCUACGCCAAGUCCACAAGAACUACUGACGAAAUGACCACAGAGUUCUUCCAGAACAUCAGCUCAGAGCACCAAACGCAGCUGUACGAAGUCUACAAACUCGAUUUUUUAAUGUUCAAUUACUCAGUGCCAAGCUACCUGAAAUUGGAAUAAAGGGGGUGGGAAGGGGGGGAGCGAGGGAGAGAAUUGUGCUUUUUAAUUUAAGAUUUUUAUUUGUCAAAAAGAAUUAUAUGAAUAUUGGGUUAUUUUGUAAAUUAAUAUUUCUUUGGGGGUGAUGCUGCGAGCAGCAUAGCGAGAAUUAUUUAAAGCCCUUAGCAGGGAAGGACAAGCGGUCCGGGCAGGGGAGUCGGGUGGGGUCCCUGUUUGUAGACACGAAUACUGCAACACUGUCUCAGAGGUUUCCUUGUGUUCUGGUGAAUUCCAUGAAGUGUGCAUUCCACGAAUUCUAAUUAAUAUUAUUUAUAGUUAUUUAAACACAGUCUCUGUAUAGAGUUCAUUUUGUGGCAGCAAGAGUCCAGUGUCUCCGCAUAAGGAAUCUGUGUUUCACUCUUCGCUUGCUCUGGCUCAUUCGGGGGUGUGGACGUCCCCACUCGCCGCUCAGAGACGCACUGUGUGAUGACAGCCGUUGCGAUGUGGGCUGAUGCCCCCGUGCUUGAAAUUCUGCUAGAAAUAAACGGAAAGAGGCACCUUUGCAAGGGACGAAUUCCAAACCGAUUUUCAGUCAACCCAAAAGUCCCUUGCCCUAAAGAAAUGUGAUUUUUGUUUAACCCAAGAAGAGAACUGAUUGUAGCUUUUUUUUUCUUUUCACCAGAAUUAGUAGUCUGCUAGAAUAGGCUUUUCUCAAUAAAAUGUUAACUGGCAGUGCCAGUUGUGAUGAAGAUGAAGUGGUUGUUGCUUUGUAGUCAGAAAGUGUUUAUCGAGCAACUACUAUGUGCUGGGCCUCAUUCUGGGCCCUGCAGAUAGAGCCCUGAGCAAAGCCGAUAGUCUCAGCCCUCGGGAAGCUUUACAUGGUCACAGAGUCUCCAGCUUGACAACUAGCAAACCCCUAAGAUUUUAGACUUCACGUGUGGUUAGGACUGUUCAUAAUCAGGUCCAUGGCCCCUACAAAUCUGCAUCUUCCUAUGACCCAAAUUUGAAAACCACAUGCUUGGAGCAGGCCACUGAACUUGGUGAGUAAUGCAAGCUCAGUGCCCAGCAUACAGGAUGGCAACGAUGUUUCUUAUCACGUGCCUGGUCUAAUUUAUUGGUAGUGCCUGCCUUUAAGCCCUGGAACAGAUUGAGCAGGCAUAGCAUGGGAGAAUGCUGUGAUUGAUUAGUGAUGUCUGCUCUGGGGCAGGGAAGGGGAACGUUAGCUGCAUCCAGUGCCUCCUCCUGUCAUCUCCAGCCCAGUAGCCUCCUGGUAGAAGUGUUGUUUUCUACCCUUGCCGUAUAAUACCAUGGUGGGAUUCCUACACCCUGGAGAUUCGCAAUGGCCUGGCGUUCCUACCCCUCACGAAGGUCAGGGGCGGCCUCUUGACUGUACACACGCACAUGCGCACCUGCUCUCGAGUCCUCCCAGGGCUAAAAGGACCUCAGCACCUUUGUGACCGCCGUGCAUGAGCAGCAAGGACAGCCUUCCGUGAUGGCGAGUCACGCCCCCUCCCUCCGGAAGGCUGCAAACGUUCACUUCCUGCUCCUUGCCGAUUACCGCCUGCGCAUGCUCCCCGUCUCCAGCCAUCCCCCCCCCCACGCCUCGGUCGAAGUUUGAGUCACAUCCCUCUUAACAGCUAGCGAAUGAGUUGGUAGCAGAUACUGUAUAUAAUAAUAAUAGUUCUAAUAAUAGGGGUGGGGUGGGGUGUGGGUAAGUUUUGCUUUUCAUUUUGUUGUUUGAUGCAGUACAUAGCCAAGGGGUGAGAAGAAUAUUCUAAAACAAACAAAAAAAAUGAAUAAUUUAUUCACAGAAACUAUGAAAAUUGUAUGGUAAAGCUCAGAGCCUGCCCAGUGAGCUGUCGCCGCCACAUCUCACCGAGAAAAUUAUUUUAAUGAAUGGGAGCGAGGUGGCCGGAGCUAUUUAUAAAUGCCGUGUGCCUCCUUCCGAGCUCUCUCCCCUUGCGAAGGGCGCGGUGACUCUACCCUUGAUGGACAGAGAUUGUUGCGGCCUGUUUUACCAAGCAGAGCGACAGUUUUUGGCUGUCCCUGGAACUGGGAGUCUGGACCCUAUUUCCAGGCAGAGGAUGCUGUCCUCAGAAAUAGAGCUUCUGCCAAUGAGACAGGUUGUCCAGCAUUUUUAAGUACGUGUGCUCUGUAGAACACAGGUUCUAGGGGAUGUCAAGUUCGUGUGGUAGGUACUAAAUAAGAGUUUUGGGGUCACGUGUUCUUGACAAAGGAAGUUAAGUCGGUUUCCUUUCUGCUGGACUUUUCAGAGCCUUGAAGGUGAGCUGUGCAUUGUGAAUUCCCAAGAGUGUCACUGAGUCUGUAGCGUUUCUGACCUUCCGUGACCGGGACACGCUGUUUUGCAAAUUAUCUCACGGAGCUAGUGUUCCGCGGAGUACACUUUGGUUAGGUUGGUUUAGCCCAUCUGAGGUCUUCCAGGACAAAAGCUUCCUCUCUCACCUUCUCUUCAAAAAACAAAAGUAAAACAAAAAAAAAAAAUCAAAAUAAAACAGCACCACAGUGUCCAAGCAGCAGAGGUACGUUAUCAAAUGAAUUCACCAGCAGUGGUUCUCAUCCUGGAUUUGACCACAGGCAAUGGAAGGGAAGUUUGGGGUGGUGUGGACAGAAGGAAGGGGGGAGGGCAAAGGCCACUGUGGUCCCCCGCUGCCUCAAGCCUUAGGUUGCUCGAUGCAAGCAGAGUGAACGCGACCCUUGACGAGUGCUUCUUCAGGUCCAGGGGUUGGAAUUGUUCACUGUGUGCUUUUCGGUCCUUCAGUGGAAAUGCACUUGGAUUUCCUGAGUUCCACGUUUCCGUGUCCGCCUUCGAUAGGCUCUGCGAGCACACUCAGUGCUGUGUGCAGGUUGCCCUCUUGCAUCCACGUCCCCUCUUUGAUGUGAGGAGGAACAUCCCUGGGGGAUGGCCCAGCAGUGUGGUUCUGCAGCGAGGGACCCUUUCUCCUCCUGUUGUGUUUUGUAUUCAUAUUUUACUUUCUAAUGGUAUACAAUUUUUUAAAGUGAUUCACUGUUUUUGCAGAAGGUAGAAAGUAUUCUGUGUCCUUUGUUAAAAAGAAUUCAUGAGCGGAAAUGUGCCUGGAAAACAAGAGUUUGGGGGGGGGGUUCUGUUUUGUUUUUUUGGUUUUGGUUUUUGUUUUUGUUUUUUAAGGAAACUGUUUGAAAAUGCUUUCUAUCGCAUGCUUAGCUGGAGAAAAGUACAGGCAGGUGUCCCAUCUCCGAGCCACUUUUCAAGGGUGCUGCUGUGUUUUCAAAACCAGGUACAGUCAGGGUAGUAUUUUACAAGGACAUUCCCGCUUACCUUACCGUUUUGGUUGGAAAACCCUAGAGUGCUAGUCACGGCGUUGGAAUCCCUACAGCUUCUCUGGACCCCCCUGUCUGCCUCCCCAGCCGGUCUGGGAAGAAGGGCAGUCCGCUGACCUGUGGUGUCUCAGAGGGGACCGUCCUUCCCACCUGUCCACCAGGUGAGCUUCCCCAUCCUGCUUGCUCAGGAUCUGGACGCCACAGGAAAGCAGCAGGCAGUGGACACUCCUGUCGGACCAGUGGUCCCAGGGGCACAGCCCCAGAAACAAGGGUCUGGAGGGUCUGGAAACCCUGCUCAUAGAAAAGCAAGUCCCUAGCACACUGGUGGAGUCUGGUGGAGUCUGCACCCGUACCGAGGCAGUGGUUGCAGAAGUCCCUGCUCUGACCCAGCAGCAAGCCGAGGGGACUCUGUCCCUGUGGGUGGUGCUCAGAGCACAUCCCUCAGCCCAGUCCUUCCCUGCACGCACGCACACACACACACACAACCGCAGCUGCCCCCUUCUGUACAAUCCUGGAGAGCAGAAGCCCUUCCUUGCCCACUCCUACGUCAGCAGGACUGACCUCAUCGCUCUCCCCCAUUCCUACAACCAGCAUUUCCUCCGGCUCUUUGCCGUCACGACCAGUUGGACCCUAUGAACAGGCAACGGGACCUUCUGCAGCCAGCCCGGCUGGUGGCCGUUAACAGGCGCGUUUCAGUCUGCUUCUCUUUGUCAGUGCCGGUGGGGCUGCCUGUGCCGUUUUCUGACGAGCAUGCUCAGUGUGGCGUAUGGAUGUACAAUUGAACAUCUUUGUGGAGGGUGACUUUUUUUUACAUAUUUGUAUGCAGUAGAGGGCUUGUUGUCGAGGGCUCCCUGUAUCUCCCCGUGCUGUUCAAGAAAGCCGAAUUCCACGUUGCCAACAAGAGCGUGACAUGUCCAUGAACCUUCCUCCAGGAAAAGCCAUUCAAGCCUGAUUAUUUUUCUAAGUAACUUCAAUUAAAUUGAAGGAAAAAAGAA
Phyllostomus hastatus (greater spear-nosed bat) is the source of this 5851-nucleotide messenger RNA. RefSeq names its product carbohydrate sulfotransferase 11 (gene CHST11). The transcript is spliced from 3 exons. Gene Ontology annotation, molecular function: sulfotransferase activity. Gene Ontology annotation, biological process: carbohydrate biosynthetic process; proteoglycan biosynthetic process. NCBI's taxonomy places the organism in Eukaryota, Metazoa, Chordata, Mammalia, Chiroptera, Phyllostomidae. Gene Ontology annotation, cellular component: membrane. Bases 504 to 1562 code for a protein of 352 amino acids. The record is from RefSeq and is a predicted model, not a curated record.